Messenger RNA from Cucurbita moschata (crookneck pumpkin), 2207 nucleotides. Its product is annotated as FAD synthase-like. NCBI's taxonomy places the organism in Eukaryota, Viridiplantae, Streptophyta, Magnoliopsida, Cucurbitales, Cucurbitaceae. Gene Ontology annotation, molecular function: FMN adenylyltransferase activity. Gene Ontology annotation, biological process: FAD biosynthetic process. The transcript is spliced from 17 exons. The record is from RefSeq and is a predicted model, not a curated record. The coding region runs from base 364 to 1902 and encodes 512 amino acids.
AAAAAGGAGAGGGGAGAUUCCCAGUAUCCCUUCCCAUUCCCAUUAUUAUCAUUACCCGACGAAGCGACUCAAAUUUCAGUUUUCACUUUUCAACUUUCAACGGGUUGUGCCGUGCCCCACUUCCCCUCCGCUUCAUUUUUUCCUUCCAAGAUUAGAGCAUCACCCAACACCAAGAUUCUAAACAAGACUUCCAAUUUCCAGAGAUAAUCAAUCUGUGGCAUUCCAACAACACCUCUAUUCCCUCUCCGUCUUUGAGAUCCUUCAUCUCAACAAGGUGGGCGUCUCUCUCUCUCUUUUCUCCCUCCUCUUCCUUUUCCAGUUUCCCCUCUCAAUUGGCGCAUCUUCAGUGUUGAUUAAGAGGGCAUGGAGAUCGAUAAAGCAAUCAGAGAUUGUGACGAUCGGAGGCUCAAGACCAAGUACAAUAACGCCAUCUAUGUUGUUAAGAGAGCUUUGUCUUUAUAUUCCACUGAAGAGGUCGCUUUCAGCUUCAAUGGCGGGAAAGAUUCGACUGUUUUACUGCACAUACUUCGAGCUGCAUUUUUCCUGCAUAAGGAGGAAGAAGGCUGUUCUGUUGAUGGACUCAAGGAAUUUCCUAUUCGAACAAUAUAUUUCGAGAGCCCUUCUGCUUUCCCUGAAAUUAACUCAUUUACUUAUGAUAUGGCAACUAACUAUGGCCUGCUAAUGGAUAUCAUCCGGACAGAUUUCAAAUCUGGCUUGGAGUCUUUAUUGAAAAAUAGACCUGUCAGAGCUAUUUUCCUUGGUGUUCGUAUUGGGGAUCCUACCGCGGUUGGCCAAGAACAGUUUUCCCCUAGUUCACCUGGAUGGCCACCAUUUAUGAGAGUGAAUCCCAUUUUGGAUUGGUCGUACAGAGAUGUAUGGGCGUUCCUAUUAACUUGCAAGGUUCAGUACUGCAGCCUUUAUGAUCAAGGAUAUACUUCAAUUGGGAGUAUACAUGAUACACUUCCAAAUGCAUUGUUGUGCAUUAAUAAUUCCACUGGAAGCAAGGGGAAAUUUAGACCUGCAUACUUGCUUUCAGAUGGAAGGUCGGAAAGAGCAGGGAGAGCAAAACGGUUUUCACCUUCUGUGCUAAAUCCUACGAGUAAUGGGGCGAGCAAUGUCGAUUUGCAGAAACAAAGCAUGCUCACUGCUUCGGUGAUCGCUGUUGGAGAUGAGAUCCUCUUCGGCACUGUUGAGGAUCGAUUGGGACUCUCACUGCGAAGAAAGGUGCACUCUAUUGGUUGGUCUAUAUCACAUACUUCCAUUGUCCGGAAUGAUAUAGAUUCUGUUGCUGAAGAAGUAGAGUUAAGAAGGUCUUCCAAUGAGAUGGUGUUUAUAUAUGGAGGAGUAGGCCCAUUGUUUUCUGAUGCAACUUUAGGAGGUAUCGCAAAGGCAUUUGGGGUUCGACUGGCUCCUGAUGAAGAAUUUGAAGAAUAUCUCAGGCAUCUUAUAGGGGAGCAUUGCACCGGUGACCGAAAUGAGAUGGCUCAGCUGCCAGAAGGGAUCACUGAAUUAUUGCAUCAUGAAAAGUUGCCUGUCCCGUUGAUAAAGUGUCACAAUGUGAUAGUUCUUACUGCAACAAACAUGGCGGAACUGGACUUGCAGUGGGAUUGCCUGAUUGAAUUAACAAGAACUGGUGACCUUUUCCCAUUGUUGGAACCAUAUAAGUCAAAGCACUUGACCACAAAACUUUCAGAUGUAGAGAUUGCUCCAUCUCUGGCUAAACUCUGUCUUGAAUUCCCAGAUAUACACAUUGGGUGUUAUCGAGAAUCGAGAUCUGGGCCGAUUAUUAUAAGUCUGAAAAGCAAGAAUGAAGAAAGAAACGAGUUAGCUGCAGAAGGGUUGAGCAAGAAGUUCCAAACCGGGGCGUUCUCUGAAAUCGAAUUGCAUUCUCCAGAAAUCUGAAGGGCUAACAUUUGGAAAGCUGCAAGCAAACAGCAGGCAUUAUUACGAAUAUCAGAGAGGAAACCAGAAGGGUUGAUAAAGAAAGAUUAAGGAGAUGCUGGAAUGAAAAUGUAACAAGGAAGGAGAGAAGAUUAAGAAAGAGAUGGUGUUGGUGGUAGCCAUGGGAGAGACAGGGAAAGGAACUAUCCAAUCCAAUCUACUGCUUUUGACAUAUACAAUAUAUAAUAAAAAUGAGUACUCAUUAUUAUUGUUUUCUGGGUAGGAAGCCCCAAUGAAGGAUGUUAUAAUUUUGAAAUUUACGUGUA